GCGGAGCUUCCGGUGCCUGCCCGGUCGCAUUUACCACGUGGGCAGCGGCGACGGCAAGGAGGGGGAAGUAGCAGCAGCAGCUUUCUUCGCCUCAGCGAUGGGGGGCCUGGAGAAAAAGAAGUAUGAGAGGGGUUCUGCCACCAACUACAUCACCAGAAACAAAGCCCGGAAGAAGCUUCAGCUGAGCCUUGCAGACUUCAGGCGGCUGUGCAUCCUGAAGGGGAUUUACCCCCACGAGCCCAAGCAUAAGAAGAAAGUAAACAAAGGAUCUACGGCUGCCCGGACUUUCUAUCUCUUGAAAGACAUAAAAUUCCUCCUCCACGAACCCAUCGUCAACAAGUUCCGAGAAUAUAAGGUGUUUGUCCGCAAGCUGCGCAAAGCGUACGGGAAAAGCGAGUGGAACACUGUGGAACGACUGAAAGACAACAAGCCGGGUUAUAAAUUGGACCACAUCGUUAAGGAAAGGUACCCGACGUUUAUCGAUGCCGUGCGCGAUCUGGACGACGCGCUGUCCAUGUGCUUCCUCUUCGCCACCUUCCCACGCACCGGCAAGUGCCACGUCCAGACGAUCCAGCUCUGCCGCCGGCUCACGGUGGAGUUCCUCAACUACGUCAUUGCCUCCCGUUCUUUGCGCAAGGUGUUUCUGUCCAUUAAAGGAAUCUACUAUCAGGCGGAGGUGAUGGGGCAGGCGGUCACUUGGAUAACCCCGUACGCCUUUUCCCACAAUCAUCCAACCGACGUGGAUUACAGAGUGAUGGCCACCUUCACUGAGUUCUACACCACCCUCCUCGGCUUCGUCAACUUUCGUCUCUACCAGUCCCUCAACUUCCACUAUCCUCCAAAGAUUGAAGGCCAGUCUUUAGUUGAGCAGAAGCCGGAGGAAGGAGAGGCCUACGCCUUGGACUCGGAGAGCUACUUGGAGAAACUGUCGGCUCUCAGCGCCAGCCUGGCCCGGGUGGUUGCACCAAACCCAGAGGACGAAGCAGAAGUGGAUGAGUUCCCUGUGGAGGGAGAGAGUGCCGAACAGCAGGAAGCCCGGCAGAAGGAGCAGGAAGCCCUGGAAAAGCAGAAGAAGCUCUUCGAGGGGCUGCGCUUCUUCCUCAACCGGGAGGUGCCCCGGGAACCGCUGGCUUUCGUCAUCCGGUGCUUUGGGGGCGAAGUGUCCUGGGAUAAAUCGGUUUGCAUCGGUGCCACCUACGACGUGACAGAUCCAAAGAUCACCCAUCAAAUUGUGGACCGGCCUGGCGUGGAGGAGCAAGUGAUUGGCAGGUAUUACCUCCAGCCCCAGUGGGUCUUUGACUCCGUCAAUGCAAAGAUGUGCCUUCCCGUGGCAGAUUAUUUCCUGGGCGUGGUGCUGCCUCCUCACCUCUCGCCCUUUGUCACUGAGAAGGAGGGCGACUACAUCCCGCCAGAGAAGCUGAAGCUCUUAGCCUUGCAGCAGGGUGAUAAGCCAGGUAACCGGGCUGGGUCCUUUGAGAGCGAGUCAGAAGAGGAGGAGGAAGAGGGAACCGCGAGCUCAGCAGAGGAGGACAACGAGGAGGAAGAGUCUGAUAAAGAAGAGGAAGGAAGACUGGCAAAGAUGGAAGAACAGAGGACACAAAGCAAGAACCUCCCUGUGAAGGUGACGGCCGGCAGAGUCCUGAAAGAGGACAAGCAGAGGCUGAGGCAGGAAGAGGAAAGCGAGGAGAAGCGCCUGGCCAUCAUGAUGAUGAAGAAGCGGGAGAAGUACCUGUACCAGAAGAUCAUGUUUGGGAAGAAGCGCAAGAUCCGGGAGGCCAACAAGCUGGCAGAGAAGAGAAAAGCUCACGACGCCGUCGCAAAGUCAGAGAAAAAGAAGAGCAAGAAGGCCCGGCGGGAGUAACGGGAGCUUUUGGCCUCCCUUGGUCCUUUCACAAGUGGACCUCCCAAGGUGGACCCAUCGGGUUGGGCGCUGCCCCUCUCAGGUGGAAAUGGGGAACCUCAGCAAGCGCCCUCGCUCUCUUGCCUUCUUCCCCGAAUCCUGUUUUGCCUGAGGCGGAACUGCUCCAAACAGGAACACUGCGACAUUGGCCCCAUCACGAAGAGCUUCUUUGGAAGAGGAUCCGCUUUGUUUUAAAAAAUAGAGAUUCUCUUGAAGGAUUUCUUAAUGGUGUGAUGCUCCCCGAGGGCCCCAUCCAGUCAUCCAGUCCGGAUGUUUUUUUUUUUCUUUUCUGAACCCUGACAGAGUUACACUGCCCCGUGGCGGAAGGUGGGGCUGAUUUUUCCUGGAUCAUUGUCCCCGUGUGGCCACUGAGACCAUGGAGAGGACUGUUGUGGUCCAAGAAAAGAGGGUGGUUCACCUACAAAUGCUUUCUGGAUCUCUCCCCAUCUCUGGACUGUUUUGGCACAGAAUCGAAUAAAUGGGCGUAAGCCUCACAAAGCCAUCAAGGAGACCUCAUUUUGAAUUCAUUUUUUUGGGAAGGCAGAAUGCUUUAGAACCCUUGUUGUACUUUGUAAAUAAACAGGGAACGAGCGUAAGAGCUCAGCUUAGACAACCCAUCUAUGGAACAGAGCAGGUUGGGAAAGAAAAGCAGAGUUCUGUGUGCUUGUUUGCUUGCUUGUCCACUAGAAGCCCGGCACAAUCUGCAUAUCUAGAGUAACACAUUAUGGCCCUGGACUGUUGCGGUUUUCACUGUAAAUUGCAAGGUAAUUCUGUUUCCUCUCAUUAAAGGGGACGUUGAAGUUAUGGUUUUCAGCAGGGUUUUGAGACCUAUCAUGAUGCCAAGAUGGCGAAUGAUUUGCCUGUUACCUGUCCAAAGUUUGGUUGUUCUGUCUUGGUCCUCUUGCAGUGGCUGAGAACGGGACUAAAGCCAUGUUUUUUUUUUUAAAAAAAUGAACAGUCCUGUGGAUUGUGGGAGCCAAACAAGCUGGUCCUCUCUUAGAUUUGGAAAAUAACCUGUUGCGAACCUAGUAUUUCACUGCUGCAUGUGUAACAAUUCUGUUUUCCAGAACUUGACUAUUACUAAUUAUACUUAAAAGGUUCUCCAUUUGGAUUGAUGGUUGGAACGGAUGAGGAGAUGAAAGAUACUCUUGCAUGAUACCUUAGCCUAUGGGAAUCCACUCCGUUUCUCCACAUGCUGUCCCAACCAUAGCUUCUUGUCCACAGAGUGUAAGUUACGCCUCAGGACAAUUGGGUGUUGAUCCAUACACGUUUAUUUUGGAAUGACUUGAUCUAGGACCUGCUUGUUUGUCUUUCUGGCAGUCCUCAAAGGUCUCCUCUAAACCCCCCCAUUUCAAAUCCAUGUUUUUUCCCCGUUAGCUUUCUUCAGCAUCCAACUUUCACACCCAUCCAUGGUGGAAAUACAAGAGUGUGGAUGGUCGUGGUCUCCAGUGGCACAACCUUACAUUAAAGACGAUCAUUUAUUUCAACAUUGA
This is a messenger RNA of Pogona vitticeps (central bearded dragon), 3393 nucleotides long. The record is from RefSeq and is a predicted model, not a curated record. NCBI's taxonomy places the organism in Eukaryota, Metazoa, Chordata, Lepidosauria, Squamata, Agamidae.